This is a messenger RNA of Melopsittacus undulatus (budgerigar), 6938 nucleotides long. Its product is annotated as adhesion G protein-coupled receptor L1-like. Gene Ontology annotation, molecular function: carbohydrate binding; G protein-coupled receptor activity; latrotoxin receptor activity. Gene Ontology annotation, cellular component: integrin complex; axon; plasma membrane. Gene Ontology annotation, biological process: cell surface receptor signaling pathway; heterophilic cell-cell adhesion; adenylate cyclase-activating G protein-coupled receptor signaling pathway. NCBI's taxonomy places the organism in Eukaryota, Metazoa, Chordata, Aves, Psittaciformes, Psittaculidae. The record is from RefSeq and is a predicted model, not a curated record.
CAAUGGCACCCGCGGGAGGCGUCAUCGUGGUCAUUGGGGCCCUGGUGGCCGCCCUGCCCCACAGCUGGGCCUUCAACAUCCACCCAGCCCCAUAUCGCAUCCUGACCCACAGCGGCGUCCGCAGCUUCGGGCACCAAGUGCUGCAGCUCAAUGGGUCCCGGCUGCUGGUCGGGGCCCCGGCACAGGGGGGGGGCAGGGGGAGGCUCUUCCAGUGCCACGUGGAGAGAGGAGGAUGCCAAGAGCUGGAGCUGGAAGGGAACAGUUCCUGCCCCCACAUGGGAAUGGCCUUGGCCAAGGACGGUGAUGGCGCCAUCGCCUGCGGCCCGGGCCUGACGCGGUCAUGUGACCGGAACGUGCUGAGCAGUGGCCUCUGUGUGCGCCUGGACCCCAACCUGCGACUGAGGCAGCUGCUGAGGCCUGGACACCAGAGCUGCCUUCAGGGCCUCGUGGAUCUCGUGUUCCUGUUCGACGGCUCCGGGAGCAUGAACCAGGAGCAGUUCGGGAGCAUCAGGGACUUCAUGCUGGAGGUGAUGGAGCAGAUGCAGAACUCAUCCAUCCACUUUGGGGCUGUGCAGUUCUCGUCCUCGGUGCAGCCUCAGUUCACUCUGGCUGAGUUUGCGGCUCAGCCGCGACCCCGAGAGCUGCUGUGGGGCCUGCGCCAGCUGGGUCACCUGACCGACACCUUCCGAGCCAUCGCCUACGUCACGAACCACAUCUUCACCCCCGCGGGGGGGGCUCGUCCCGGUGCCCGUCGGGUUCUCGUCAUCAUCACUGACGGUGACGCCACCGACGAGGACCAAGGGAGUGUGCAGGAGGCUGAGCAGAAACACAUCAUCCGCUAUGUCAUUGGGGUCGGUAACAACUUCAACAGCCCAGACACGCGCCUGUACCUGAGCCAGUUUGCGUCUCAGCCCAGCUCUGAGCACGUCCUGGUCCUAGACACCUUCCAGAAGCUUCGGGGGCUGUUCCAUGAGCUCCAGGCCAAGAUCUACAGCAUCGAGGGUACCACCGACCACAACCGGUUCCAUCUGGAGCUGAGCUCCAGCGGGAUGAGUGUGACCGUGGCUCAUGGUCGCCGUGUGACUGGGGCCGUGGGGGCUGACAACUGGGCAGGGGGACUGGUGGAACUGGAGCAGGACAUGAGGAACGAGACCUUCGUGGGCAGCCCCACACUGGAGGAGAACGUGACUGACACCUACCUGGGUUACUCUCUGACCUCCCUCCCAGUCCCUGGUCGCUCUCUAUUGGCUGCGGGUGCCCCUCGCCUGGGUCACGUGGGAGCUGUUGUCCUCUUCGAGGCCCCCCCCGCGGGGGGCGGGGCCUGGCGGGCGCUGCAGACGCUGCGGGGGGGGCAGGUCGGGUCCUACUUCGGAGCCUCCGUCUGUGGCCUGGAGCUUGGGGGGGGCUCAGCUGCUCUGCUCGUGGGGGCCCCAAACCACUUCGAUGGGCGCCGGGGGGGGAGGGUCAGGCUGUACCAAUGGCACGAGGGUGCUCUGGGUGCCCCCCAGGAUCUCUAUGGUGCCUCCGGUUUCCCCCUCGGUGCCUUCGGUUCCUCCCUGGCUGCUCUCGGGGACGUGGAUGGGGAUGAGCAUCCGGAUGCUGCAGUGGGAGCCCCAAUGGAGCUGAGCGGAGCUGGAGCCGUUUACAUCUACCGGGGGGGGCCGGGGGGGCUGCGGGUCCCGUACAGCCAGCGGCUCCAGGCUCAGGCCUCAGGGCUCAGGUUCUUCGGACAGGCUCUGGCAGCAGGAACAGACAUGGACGGGGAUGGGAGGGGAGACCUCGUGGUGGGGGCCCAGGGUCACGUGGUCGUGUUCAGGUCCCGCCCCGUGCUCUCCAUCACCCCCGUGGUGACCUUUGACCCGCAGCAGAUCCCACCCCAUUGGCUCCAUUGCGGCUCUGGGGGCGGGGCCAGCGUCAGCGUCCGGAUCUGCGUGGGUGACCUGGUGACCCCGGUGAACUUCCUGCUGGAGGCGGAGCCGCAGCGCGCGCGGGGGAGGGGCCACUUCCGGGGGGGGAGGGGCUGGUCCGGGAGGCUCCGCCCCUCGGAGGAGGCUUGUGAGGAGGAGGAGCUGAGGCUGGAGUUCGCCUCCUGCUCAACCUCUCCCUGCCCCAUAGCGACCCCCCAGGCCCCAUAUUGCGGCCCCACAGCUCCACCACCUGGAUUGAGGUCGGGGGGUUCCAUCAUGGGGCUCAGAUGUGGGUCAGGGCGGAGGGUGAUGGAGCCUGGAGUCCACCCUCCCUGCCCCACAUUUCCACCCCAUAGAUCCCCUUUGAGAAGCGCUGUGGGGCAGACCAGGUGUGCGAGGCCAACUUGGGGGUCCGGGCGCUGCCGGGGGGGGGCGGCGCUGUUGGGGGUCCCCGAAGCCGAACUCGGGGUGCGAUUGGUUGUGGGGAACACGGGUGAAGACUCCUAUGGGGCAGCCCUACAAGUGCAGCUCCCCAUGGGGCUCUCCUUCCGCCGGGCACAGGCCACACGGGCCGGAGCCCUCCUGUCCUGUGCCUGCUGGGACACUGUGGGGCAGCCGUGGGGCCUGAGCUGCAACAUCAGCCGCCCUGUGCUGGGUGCAGGCUGGGAGGUGAUGGUGGAGCUGAUGUUCCACAUAGACCCCAAGGCCUCGUGGGGGGAAUCCGUGGGGCUGAGCGCGGCCGUCAGCAGUGACAACGAGCCCCAUGGCACCAUGGGGGACAAUGUGGUGUCUUGGGAUGUCCCUGUCCGCUUCGCUCUGGACCUUGUGGUCACCUGGGACGAGGCCUCCACCCCCUACCUCAACUUCUCCUCUCGCCACCCCCAUAACAAGACGCUGCAGCAUCGCUAUAGGCUGGAGACCCUGGUGCCUCCGCCCCACGGCAGCCCCCAGCCGCUGCUGACGCCCUUCGUCCUCCUGCCCCUCGAGCUGCCCCAUAGCCUGGUGGUGUCUGACCCCAAAGUGCAAAUGGAGCCAGGUGGUGCCUGUGUUGCCGUGGGGCAGGAGAAGGAAGACGCUGUGGGGCAGGAGCUGCGGCGAAGCAUCACAGAGACCUGCUCCACCCCACACCUCCUCCUCCUCCACUGCCCCACGGUGCCUCUGCCCCACACGGGCCCCAUCCUGCUCUCCCUGCAAGCCAAAACUCAGCGCCCCCCAAGACAUCCAGGGCCCCUCCCGGCUCCGCUUCUGCUCCGCCCUCUGGGUCUCCCCUCCCCCACACUUCGAGGCCUCUCUCGGCUUCCUCCGGGCUCAGGGGCUCACGGAGCUGGAGCUGCUCCAGGACCUGGACCCGCGGCCUCUGUACGUGGGGGGAGGGGCGGGAGGUCUCCUGCUCCUGCUGCUCCUGUCCUGCGGCCUCGCCAAGCCUCCUCAUACACUGCCGUGCUCAUCACCUCGGCCACGCAAGGUCUGGCGCGCGCGGCGCUGCCGUUCGGGCUGGCGCGCCGGGAGCUGGCGUGUGAGGGUUACCCGCUGGAGCUUCGCUGUCCUGGCAGUGACGUCGUCCUCGUGGACACCGCGAACUACGGACGGACGGACGACAAGAUCUGCGACGCGGACCCGUUCCAGAUGGAGAACGUGCAGUGCUACCUGCGCGAGGCCACGCGCAUCAUGGCGGCAAGGUGCAACAACCGGACUCAAUGUGUUGUUGUCGCUGGUUCCGACGCCUUCCCCGAUCCCUGUCCUGGGACCUACAAGUACCUGGAGGUGCAGUACGACUGCGUGCCCUAUAAAGUGGAGCAAAAAGUCUUCGUCUGCCCGGGCUCCCUGCACCGCGUCGGAGCCGUCACCUCGAGCCACGAGUCCUCCCACCAGGCGGGCGCCUGGUGCCGGGACCCCCUCCAGGCGGGUGAGCGGCUCUAUGUGCUGCCCUGGCUGCCGUUCCGCACCGACACCCUGACCGAGUACGCGUCGUGGGCCGACUUCCAGGCCGGGCGCCACACCACGACCUACCGGCUGCCUCACCGCGCCGACGGCACCGGCCUCGUGGUCUACGACGGAGCUGCCUUCUACAACAAGGAGCGCACGCGGAACGUGGUCAAGUACGACCUGCGCACGCGCAUCAAGAGCGGCGAAGCCGCCGUCGGUGCCGCCAACUACCACGACACGUCCCCUUACCGCUGGGGGGGCAAGACGGACAUCGACCUGGCGGUGGACGAGGACGGGUUAUGGGUCAUCUACGCCACCGAGGCCACGGGCGGGCGCCUGGUGCUGAGCCAGCUCAACCCCUACACCCUGCGCUUCGAGGGCACCUGGGAGACCGCGUACGACAAGCGCGCGGCCUCGGACGCGUUCAUGGCCUGCGGGGUCCUGUACGUCCUGCGCACCGUGUACCUGGAGGACGACAGCGAGCGCGCCGGCAACGCGCUGGUUUACGCCUUCGACACCCGGCGCCGGCGCGGGACUGCCCUGGCCCUGCCCUUCCCCAACCCCUACCAGUUCGUGGCCUCCGUGGGCUACAACCCACGCGACAAUCAGCUCUUUGUGUGGAACAACCACUUCCUGCUGCGCUAUGCGCUGGUCUUCACACCCGCACAGACAGGCGGUGGUCCGGUGACCACCGCCCCCCCCAGCUCCGCCCCCCCCCGGGGGGGGGGGGGCUCCGGGCGCCUGUGCGAGGCCCGAGAGGUCAGGAGGGUCCAGUGGCCGUCGGCACAACAGGGGGUGGUGGUGGAGAGACCCUGUCCCAAAGGCACCCGCGGCAUCGCCUCCUUCCAGUGCCUGCUGGGGUUGGGGGUCUGGAACCCGCGCGGCCCUGACCUCAGUAACUGCACCAGCCCCUGGGUCAACCAAGUGGCACAGAAGAUCAAGAGCGGUGAGAACGCCGCCAGCAUCGCCGGUGACCUGGCGCGUCUGACCCGCGGUCCUGUGUACGCCGGAGACGUGAGCUCAGGUGUGCGGCUCCUGGAGCAGCUCCUGGACAUCCUGGACGCGCAGCUGCAGGCGCUGCGCCCGCUGGAGAGGGAGUCUGCGGGCAAGAACUACAACAAGAUGCACAAACGUGAGCGCACGUGCAAGGACUACAUCAAGGCGGUGGUGGAGGCCGUGGAUAACCUGCUGCGGCCGGAGGCGCUGCAGUCGUGGCGGGACAUGGCGGGUGCCCAACGGGCUCACACCGCGACGCUGCUGCUGGACGUGCUGGAGGAAGGAGCGUUCCUGCUGGCGGACAACGUGCGCGAGCCCGCGCGGUUCAUGGCGGCGCGGCAGAACCUGGUGCUGGAGGUGACGGUGCUGAACACCGAGGGGCAGCUCCAGGAGCUGGUGUUCCCCCAGGAGUUUGGGGGGGAAACCUUCAUCCAACUGUCGGCCAACACCCUCAAACAGAACAGCCGCAACGGGGUGGUGAAGGUCGUGUUCAUCCUCUACAACAACCUGGGGCUGUUCCUGCCCACCGAGAACGCGUCCGUGCGCCUGGGGGGGGAGGGGGGGCCCCGCGCCCCCCCCUUGGUCGUCAACUCCCAGGUCAUCGCCGCCUCCAUCAACAAGGAGUCCAGUCGUGUGUUCCUCAUGGACCCUGUCACCUUCACCCUGCCCCACCUCGAGGCCAAGAACCACUUCAACGCCAACUGCUCCUUCUGGAACUACUCGGAGCGCUCCAUGGCCGGGCACUGGUCCACGCAGGGCUGCAGGCGGCUCAGCACCAACAGCACUCACACCUCCUGCGCCUGUAGCCACCUCACCAACUUCGCGCUGCUCAUGGCGCAUCACGACAGCCACCAGGGCCGCCUGGACGCGGUGCUGCUGUCGGUGAUCUCCUGGGUGGGCAUCGUGGUGGCUCUGGUGUGUCUGGGGGUGUCAUUGGCGGCUCUGUGCUGCCUGCGGGGGCUGCCCCCCGAGCGCACGACCACCCCCAAGCAUCUCUGCGCCAGCCUCUUCCUCGCUGAGCUCGUCUUCCUCGUGGGCAUCGACAAGACCCAGUACCAGGUUGCCUGCCCCAUCUUCGCGGGGCUGCUUCACUUCCUGUUCCUGUCGUCGUUCUCGUGGCUGGGGCUGGAGGGUCUCCAGUUGUACCUGCUGGUUCCGGAGCUGCCCCCGGACCGCCCCUCCCCCCCCCCCCGACGCUGGUUUUAUGCCGUCGGUUAUUGCUUCCCUGCGGCCGUCGUGGCCCUGGCGGCUGCCGUCGACCACAGCAGCUACGGCACCGAGAGCGCGUGCUGGCUGCGCGUGGACAAUCACUUCAUCUGGAGCUUCAUCGGGCCCGUGGCCUUCGUCAUCCUCGUGACGCUGGUGCUGCUGCUGGUGACACUGCACAAAAUGCUCCGGCCCUCGGCAGCCCUGAAACCGGAUUCCAGCCGCCUGGAGAGCAUCAAGUCCUGGGCCCUGGGCGCCAUCGCGCUGCUGCUGCUCCUGGGUCUCACGUGGGCCUUCGGGCUCCUGUUCGUGACACGUGAGUCGGUGCUGACGGCGUCUCUGUUCACUGCCUGCAAUGCCCUGCAGGGGGCGUCGGUGCUGCUGCUGCACUGCGCCCUGCACCGGAAGGUGCACCGGGAGCUCAGUAAGUGUCUGCGGCACUCGGGCUGCUGCCUCCGGACCCCCCCCGGCACCGCAAUGGGUGCGCUCAAGGGCUCCGGCACCCGCAGCGGAGCGCGGUACUACAGCGGCACACAGAGCCGGAUCCGGAGGAUGUGGAAUGACACCGUACGGAAGCAGACGGAGUCCAGCUUCAUGGGGGGGGAGCUCAACAGCACCCCCAGCCUCAACCGAGGGCCGAUGGGGAACCACCUCCUGCCCAACCCGGUGCUGCCGCCGCGGGGGGGCUCCAGCCCCUACAACACCCUCAUUGGGGACCCCGGGGGCUUCCCACCGGCCUCGCCCCCCCCCCUUCACCUCACCAGGGAGCUUCCGCGACACCAAGCCCCCCGGGAGCCACCGGAGCCUCUGCCCCUCAACGGCAGCUUCAGCAACAGCUUCAGCGGGAGGGGGGGGGCUCUGCCUGGUGCUGAGCGCGCUGCGCCCCACAACCUGCGGGGGUGA